AUGCACCUCACCUCGAUGAACGGCACAUUGCGUACGGCCGCCUUUAGUGGCCGAUUUGCUCUGGCCUCUCCUUCGUCUUUGCCCGCCGCCACGCCGUUAUUUCAAUGCUGCCAGAAGAUGUCGCUCAGAACACAGGCAAGGCCAGCCAGCACAUCAACCACACGCAUCCCCUUAAAGCCAUCGCCUCGUCCUCAGACAAGCUCCAUGUGUCUGUCUCCCAUUCUCCGCAAUACUGCUUUUCGCCUUAACUCGACCGCCGCAAACGCAUCCCGCGCCGAAGCCUCCAAACUCGAUUGGAAUUCCUUCUUCAAACUCCGCGCAUCUCGACGCAGAUAUACCCUCGCCUCGUCGAUAAUCGCUUCGAUGGCCAGUACAAUUAUCGGAGUACAGGUCCUUUCCGAACAGGAUCUCGAGUCCCUCGGGGCGCAGGUGAUGGGCUUGGAUCCUUUUGUUGUCCUGGGAUUGGCGACCGCUGCCUGCGGUGCGGUGGGUUGGCUCGCGGGUCCCUUUUUGGGCAAUGCCAUCUGGAGGGUGGUCUAUCGCAAAUAUAAGCCAGCUUUCUUAAUGAAAGAGAAGGAGUUCUAUAACAGAAUCAAGCGGUUCCGUGUCGAUCCCUCGUCUAACUCGAUUGCCAAUCCGGUGCCGGAUUACUAUGGUGAGAAGAUUGGUAGCGUUCAAGGUUACCGGCAGUGGUUGAAGGAUCAGAGGGCCUACAACCGCAAGAGACGCAGUUUCAUCAUCUGA
Aspergillus lentulus is the source of this 744-nucleotide messenger RNA. Its product is annotated as presequence translocated-associated motor subunit PAM17. Gene Ontology annotation, biological process: protein import into mitochondrial matrix. Lineage: Eukaryota; Fungi; Ascomycota; Eurotiomycetes; Eurotiales; Aspergillaceae. The record is from RefSeq and is a predicted model, not a curated record. Gene Ontology annotation, cellular component: PAM complex, Tim23 associated import motor.